GCUGCUCACUAUGCCUAUGCCUCAGCUUUCACCUCCAAUGUCAUUCUCAGAUCCCAGUACCUGGGAGCAGAUGUUUCAAGAGCUGAUUCAGGAGGAGAUACCCAGGGCCAAGUGGACCUUGCAGCUGGAUAAGAAUAUUUUGCCGGAUGACUUGACCAAGGGAUGGAGGCAGUACCAGCAGGCAGGAGUUGGCUGGUUCCAGUGUUCCAUAUGCAACAGACACUGGAUUUCUGCCCAAGUGAAGAUCCUGUGCCACAUGUAUUGCGAGCCUAGGAAACUUCAGGGCCGGGUGCUCAUGAGGAUCUUUGCUCAAAGGUGCCAGAAGUGUUCUAUGGCUAAAUUUGAGAAUCCUGGGUUCUCUGAAGAGAGCAUCCAAAGAAUUCUGGAGAAGCUGGUUAGUCAUAUUGUGCAGAAAUACUACGGACAUGGCCUCAAGAAAAUAACAUCAACUUCAAAUGAGAGGGUGCUUUUGGAUGGACCCCAUGACAGAGCCAAUUGUGAGGCAUGCACUCUGGACCCCCAUGGAGGGUGUGCAUACAAAGCAAAGCCACUCAAUUCCCCAUCUCCUCCACCAAAGAGCUGCAGUUCUUUCCCACCACAGAGACACGGUUCUUCCCCACCAAAGAGCCACAAUUCACCCCCACCACAGAGUCCCAAUUUUUUAUCUCAGCCUGAAAGCACAUAUUCUGAAAAUGUGCAUGUUCAGGAAAACAGAGAGCUCAAUAUCGGAGGGCUUUUUGCGGCUUUGUCUCUUGGAGCAAUUAUCCUUUUUCGUCUAAUCUUUCUGUAAUAGACUUAUCAUCUUGUUUUAAUUCUAGAGUUAUCCAUAAAAUGGAUGUCAUUUUAACAUGACAAUGACUUGAUUUGAGAUCAAGAAAGGCCAAGUAUGUAAAAUAAACCUGGUUUCCUGGACGGGCUCUGAAAAUAGCCUAGAACAUGACAUGUACAUAAUGGAGUUUAAAACAAAUUUCUACUAAGUCACUGAACCAUCUGUAUUUGCUUGCUCAGUUAUUGUUAUCAAGUUAUAUUGAUUAAAUCUUGACAAGGUCAUGAGUAUUAUUGUAAAUGUACUGUGACAGACUGAAUAAUGCUCCCCCCCACCAAAACUGCCCUUACCCUACCCUCUAAAACUUGUGACUGUGCUAUAGUGUUUUGAAGAAUGGAUUUUGGAGACAUGGUAAAAUUAAAAGAUCUUGGGGUAAAUUGUCUUGCAUUCUCAGGUUGAAUAACAAGCGGUCCUUCUGUUUAUCUUUUCAGUCAAGGUCCAUCAGAAGAUUAACCUGAAAGGCUUGGCCUGUGGGUGAUGGUGCUAUGGAAGGGCAUGUGAAGUUUAUGGCAUGGUGCUGUGAACUGAUCCUUCUGUGCACUGUAAAUAUGCAGUAAUCUCAUUGGUUAAUA
Messenger RNA from Microtus ochrogaster (prairie vole), 1398 nucleotides. It is a transcript of the gene Rtp4, whose product is annotated as receptor transporter protein 4. Gene Ontology annotation, cellular component: cytoplasm. The record is from RefSeq and is a predicted model, not a curated record. Lineage: Eukaryota; Metazoa; Chordata; Mammalia; Rodentia; Cricetidae. Gene Ontology annotation, biological process: detection of chemical stimulus involved in sensory perception of bitter taste; protein insertion into membrane; protein targeting to membrane. Gene Ontology annotation, molecular function: olfactory receptor binding.